Molecule: messenger RNA, 3510 nt
Organism: Gadus morhua (Atlantic cod)
Lineage: Eukaryota; Metazoa; Chordata; Actinopteri; Gadiformes; Gadidae
Gene: nemf
Product: nuclear export mediator factor
Exons: 32
Coding region: 152-3331 (1059 amino acids)
Biological process (GO): ribosome-associated ubiquitin-dependent protein catabolic process; rescue of stalled cytosolic ribosome
Cellular component (GO): RQC complex
Molecular function (GO): tRNA binding; ribosomal large subunit binding
Source: RefSeq, a predicted model, not a curated record
GCUACUGCGCAUGUGUAGUAUUCGCCUGCGCGUUGCUCUGGUGCGAGACAUGAGCAGGGCUUGAAAUGUUUACCUUAUGUUUUGCUUGUAGUAUAUAGAUAUCUUCUCAAUAGUUCGUUGUCUUUUAAUCGCAACUAGAAAUAAAAUCAAGAUGAAAACGAGAUUCAAUACCGUGGACAUUAGGGCAGUCAUUGCUGAGAUAAAUGCCAACUACCUUGGCAUGAGAGUCAACAAUGUCUAUGACAUCGACACUAAGACGUAUCUCAUCCGCCUGCAAAAGCCUGAUACCAAAGCUAUUCUCUUGGUUGAGUCCGGAGUUCGCAUUCACUCUACAGACUUUGAAUGGCCCAAAAAUAACAUGCCUUCUGGCUUUGCUAUGAAGUGCCGAAAGCACCUAAAGUCAAGGCGCUUGACACAGGUGAAGCAGCUUGGAAUUGACCGCAUUGUUGACAUCCAGUUUGGCUCAGACGAGGCUGCUUACCACUUAAUCGUGGAACUCUAUGACAGGGGCAACAUAAUCUUGGCAGACCAUGAAUACACCAUCCUAAAUCUGCUGCGGUUCCGCACUGCUGAGGUGGAGGAUGUGAAGAUCGCAGUGAGAGAACGGUAUCCUGUGGAGAAUGCGCGCCCGCCGGAGCCUCUGAUCAGCCUGGAGAGACUGAGUGAAGUCCUCUCGAAAGCAACCCAUGGAGACCAAGUGAAACGGGUCCUUAAUCCCCACCUUCCCUAUGGAGCCACUCUGAUAGAGCACUGUUUGAUAGAGGUGGGUCUAUCAGGGGCAGUGAAAGUGGACAGCCAAGCACACGCUGCUCAAGCACCUAAGAUCCUGGAAGCCCUGCAGAUGGCUGAAACGUACAUGGAGAAAACUGAAAGCUUCGAAGGGAAAGGUUACAUCAUUCAAAAGAGUGAGAAGAAGCCAAGCUUAGCUGCAGACAAACCCUGCGAAGAACUGCUCACGUAUGAAGAGUUUCAUCCAUUCCUAUUUGCUCAGAAUGCAAAGGGCCCACAUUUGGAGUUUGACACAUUUGACAAGGCAGUGGAUGAGUUCUACUCUAAGAUGGAGGGCCAGAGGAUCGACAUGAAGGCCCUGCACCAGGAGAAGCAGGCCAUGAAGAAGCUGGACAACGUUAAGAAGGACCAUGAGCACAGGCUGGUGGCUCUGCACCAAGCCCAGGAGGUGGACAGGGUGAAGGGGGAGCUGGUGGAGAUGAACCUGGCGGUGGUGGAGCGGGCCCUCCAGGUAGUCCGCAGCGCCCUGGCCAACCAGGUGGACUGGGCCGAGAUCGGCCUCAUCGUCAAGGAGGCCCAGGAGGCUGGGGACCCCGUGGCCUGUGCCAUCAAGGAGCUGAAGCUGCAGACCAACCACAUCACCAUGCUGUUGAAGAACCCCUAUGUUGUGGAAGACGACCAAGAGGCAGACGAGGAGGAGGAAGAGGUGGCAGAGAAGAAGGUCCAGAAGGGGAAGAAGAACAAGAGGGACAAAGGGCCGGCCACCAAGCUACAGAAGGACAAGCCCAUGCUGGUGGACGUGGACCUCAGCCUGUCGGCCUACGCCAACGCUAAGAAGUAUUACGACCACAAAAGGACGGCAGCGAAGAAGGAGCAGAAAACGGUUGAGGCAGCAGAAAAGGCUUUUAAAUCAGCAGAAAAAAAGACCAAGAAGACCCUCAAGGAGGUCCAGACGGUGACCACCAUUCAGAAAGCCAGGAAGGUCUACUGGUUCGAGAAGUUCCUGUGGUUCAUCAGCUCUGAGAACUACCUGGUGAUCGCAGGAAGAGACCAGCAGCAGAACGAGAUGAUCGUCAAACGCUACCUGAGGGCUGGUGACAUCUAUGUUCAUGCUGAUCUCCAUGGAGCAACGAGCUGUGUCAUCAAAAAUCCAUCAGGGAUUCCUAUCCCCCCUCGUAGCCUGACGGAGGCUGGGACUAUGGCUGUGUGCUACAGCGCCGCCUGGGACGCCAAGGUCAUCACCAGCGCCUGGUGGGUCCACCACCACCAGGUCUCCAAAACGGCUCCCACUGGAGAGUAUCUGACUACUGGAAGUUUUAUGAUCAGAGGGAAGAAGAACUACAUGCCACCGUCAUAUUUAAUGAUGGGCUUCAGCUUCGUCUUCAAGGUGGACGAGCAGAGUGUCUUCAGGCACCGAGGGGAGAGGAAGGUGAAGACCGUCGAGGAGGACAUGGAGGCGGAGACGUCCAGUGCAGCGGAACUGCUAGAGGAUGGGGAGGAGUUGAUCGGGGACGACAGCAGCAACGAAGGAGAGGGGGAGGAGGGAGGAGAAGGAGAGAAGAUGGGAGAGGCAGCUCCCAAAGAGCUUCCACUUAUCCCUGAGGAGGAGAAGGAGGGCGUCAAGGAGGAGGAGGAGGGGGAGGAGGAAGAAGAGGAGGAGGAGGAGGGGGAGGGAGUAGUGGAAGUCGAGGAGAAUGAAGACGACAUCUGCUUUCCAGACACCACCAUAUCUCUCUCCCACUUACAGCCUGGCAGGCCUGCUGCUCUUGCCAUUUUCCCAAAGGAAGAGACCAUCCAGGUUGAUGCGGAUGCCAUGGGGAGAAAGCACAUGACCGCCAAGCAGAGAAGGGAAGAGAAGAAGAAGAAGCAGAAGGAGGGUGAGGCUAAGGGCGAGGAGGAGGAGAAGAAGACGGACAGUUUGCCUGCUGUCCGGGCCACCAGCCAGGAGAACAAGGGAGGAGGAGGAGCUACAGCAAUCACCCAGGAACCCCCCAAGAGGGGUCAAAAGAACAAGCUUAAGAAGAUCAAGGAUAAGUACCGGGACCAGGAUGAAGAGGACAAGGAGCUGAUGAUGAAGCUGCUGGGGUCCGCUGGCUCCGCCAAGGAGGAGAAGGAGAAGGGGAAGAAGGGCAAGAAGGGGAAAGAGGAGCCGGUCAAAAGAGGACCCCAGAAACCCCGCGUGGCGGCGCCCCCAGUGAGGAUAGAGGUGUGUGCUGAGGGGGAGGACCCAGGAGAGCCCGCCGAACCAGAGGACAAGGACGAUGAGGUGGACCAGGAUAACCCUGGAGCAGAGGAAGCAGAGAACCUCCUCACCUCUCUGACUGGCCAGCCCCAUGCAGAGGACGUGCUGCUGUUUGCCGUGCCCGUCUGUGCACCCUACACCGCCCUCUCCAACUACAAGCAUAAGGUGAAAUUGACGCCAGGCGCUCAAAAGAAGGGCAAAGCUGCGCGCACUGCAGUCCUCAGCUUCAUGAAAGCCAGGGAGGUCACAGUGAGAGAGAAGGACCUGUUCCGCAGCGUCAAGGAUACGGACCUGUCGAGGAACAUGCCUGGCAAAGUUAAAGUAUCUGCACCAAACCUACUGGCGGCCAAGAGGAAAUGAGAAUCAAAAGGAGAAUUUUGAUCAGUUUGAGCCUUGAGUAUUUUAAUUGUAAUUUAUAGAGGAUAGAUAAACAGACUGGUUGGUUUCUUUUAGACCCCGAGGGUCAGCUUUCAUUUUUUUUUUUAUCUGAUAUGGAAUGUGUGUUCUUUUCAAAUAAAAACAUGCAUAAAUUAACAAUA